Messenger RNA from Entrophospora sp. SA101, 582 nucleotides. NCBI's taxonomy places the organism in Eukaryota, Fungi, Glomeromycota, Glomeromycetes, Entrophosporales, Entrophosporaceae. The record is from the annotation of a GenBank genome assembly.
AUGGAUUCACAUUAUGGUGAAGCUCAAUCAAGAACAUCAAAAUUUAGAAAAGAAUUAUCAUCAUCUAUACAUUUCACACCCUCUACUUCUAAAAAAUAUAAAAUUCAUGGUGCUAGUUGUGACUGGUUAUUUAGUGCAAUGUCACAAGCAGUUAGCAAUCUUAAUAGUAAUAACAAUCAACCAAAAUUAUGUUUAAUAAGAUGGGGAAUGAGAAAGAGAUUAGACAAUAUAAAUCAAAUAACUCAAGAUACUGGAUUGAACCAACUAAAUUUAAAUAGUUCUGCAUGGUCUUUGGUUAGAUAUUCCUUUGAAGAUUUUUUCAAAACUUUUUGGGAAAAAACUUUGAGAUUGAAAAAUUUAAGGAGAGAAGAAAGAAAAAAAGGCAGUGAUAAAUACUCAGAAGUGGAUAGUUUAGAUAAUACUCCAUUACUUUCCCUUAAUAAUGACUUACUAUUGGCUUUAAAAAAUGAUUUGAUUAAUAAUGAUUUAGUGAUUAUUUCUUCUACUAAUGCUAAAGAAAACAAAAUGUCUGCAAAUGGGAAAUUCAAGAGGGAAGGCUUUUGGAAAUUUUCCCCAGUGUAA